AUGAACUCACUGGUUUCUUGGCAGCUGAUGCUUUUCCUUUGUGCCGUCUCCUUCAGGGAGACCUUAGAAAACGUGGUGCCCAUGGAGAAUCCUAGAGCCACAGGCCCGCGGCUCAGACCCCCGGCGCUUCUGGCCUCCGGGGCGCAGAGCCCGCGGUGCGCGGAGAGGAAGCCCGCCGCUGCCGGGCCGAGCCCUCGUGGGGCCUCGCUGUGCCCUCCUCUCGAGAGCUCCGCUGGGCCCCAGCUGCCGGGCCUGUGCGUCCCCCGCAGUCGCCUGAUCCCCGCCCCGCGCGGCGGCGUGCUGGUGCAGCGGGAGAAGGACCUGUCCGCCUACAACUGGAACUCCUUCGGCCUACGUUACGGAAAGCGGCAGGCGGCGCCGCCCGGCAGCCGCGGCCGAGGCGCCGGGCAGGGCUGA
Messenger RNA from Balaenoptera acutorostrata (minke whale), 417 nucleotides. RefSeq names its product KiSS-1 metastasis suppressor (gene KISS1). Gene Ontology annotation, cellular component: neuron projection. The transcript has 2 exons. Gene Ontology annotation, molecular function: kisspeptin receptor binding. Gene Ontology annotation, biological process: positive regulation of cytosolic calcium ion concentration; G protein-coupled receptor signaling pathway. The coding region runs from base 1 to 417 and encodes 138 amino acids. Lineage: Eukaryota; Metazoa; Chordata; Mammalia; Artiodactyla; Balaenopteridae. The record is from RefSeq and is a predicted model, not a curated record.